Corvus hawaiiensis (hawaiian crow) is the source of this 1027-nucleotide messenger RNA. It is a transcript of the gene HOXD13, whose product is annotated as homeobox D13. The record is from RefSeq and is a predicted model, not a curated record. The coding region runs from base 1 to 957 and encodes 318 amino acids. The transcript is spliced from 2 exons. Gene Ontology annotation, biological process: regulation of transcription by RNA polymerase II. Lineage: Eukaryota; Metazoa; Chordata; Aves; Passeriformes; Corvidae. Gene Ontology annotation, molecular function: DNA-binding transcription factor activity, RNA polymerase II-specific; RNA polymerase II cis-regulatory region sequence-specific DNA binding.
AUGUGCAAGGCCAUGAGCAAAGCAGCGAGCUGGGAGAUGGACGGACUGCGCGGCGACAGCAGCGGCGGCGGCGGCGGCGGAGGCGGCGGCGGAGCCCCCGGGCAGUGCCGUAAUUUUCUCUCCUCGCCCGUUUUCGGGGCGGCGCACACGGGCCGAGCGGCCGCCGCCGCCGCCGCCGCCGCCGCCGCCUCGGGUUUUGCCUACGCCGGCGGAGGGGAGCGCUCGGGGGCGGCUGCGAGGCCCGACGCCCAGACCAAGGACUGCCCGGGCUCAACCACGCCGGCUGCCGCCCCCGCGCUGGGCUAUGGGUAUCACUUUGGCAAUGGAUACUAUAGCUGCAGGAUGUCCCACGGGGUUGGGAUACAGCAAAACGCCCUGAAGUCUCCCCCCCAUGCCUCCAUUGGCGGCUUUCCCGUGGAAAAGUACAUGGACGUCUCCAGCUUGACCAGCACGAGUGUCCCCGCCAAUGAAGUCUCCUCCAGGGCAAAGGAAGUGUCCUUCUACCAGGGCUAUACAACCCCCUACCAGCACGUUCCUGGGUACAUAGACAUGGUCUCAACGUUUGGCUCUGGGGAACCGAGACACGAAACAUACAUAUCAAUGGAGGGCUAUCAGUCUUGGACUCUGGCUAAUGGCUGGAAUAGUCAGGUUUACUGUGCCAAAGAUCAGACACAGAGCUCACACUUCUGGAAAUCGUCCUUUCCAGGGGACGUUGCACUAAACCAGCCCGAUAUGUGUGUCUACCGGCGUGGGAGAAAGAAGCGAGUGCCGUAUACAAAACUGCAGCUUAAAGAACUCGAGAAUGAAUAUGCCAUUAACAAGUUCAUUAACAAGGACAAGAGGCGAAGGAUAUCCGCAGCCACAAACCUGUCUGAGAGACAAGUUACCAUUUGGUUUCAGAACAGGAGGGUGAAGGAUAAGAAAAUAGUCUCCAAACUGAAAGACAACGUAUCCUGAUACAUUAGUUGUGGACAGCGAUGAAAAUAUAAAGUCAAUUUACAACCAGCUGAAGACUUUUGGAAAGACU